CGCCUCCCACCCAGCCGGGGUGUUUCCAGCCGGCGUCGCCCGGCACUUCCUCGUUCCCGUGCGCCCCAGGCUCAGCUCGCAACGCCCAGCGCCAGCGCUCCUCAGGCGGGAGGGGGUCAGAGGAGAGAUGUCGCAACCGCCUCUCUCCCUCUCUUUCCCCGCCUAGGCGCACAGUCACCUCCCAGAUGAGCGCGCUCGCAGACGGCUGCGGGCCGCCGGGCGCCGGGCAUGUCCCUUGAGUUCACGGAGGCGGUGGGCACCGAGUCCCCGCGCAGCCUGGAGCGCGCCAACCGCACCCGCUUCCCUUUCUUCUCCGACGUCAAGGGCGACGACCGGCUGGUGCUGAGCGCCGUGGAGACCGUCGUACUGGUUCUCAUCUUUGCUGUGUCGCUGCUGGGAAAUGUGUGCGCUCUGGUGCUGGUGGUGCGCCGACGGCGCCGCGGCACCACGGUCUGCCUGGUGCUCAAUCUCUUCUGUGCGGACUUGCUCUUUACUAGCGCCAUCCCGCCGGUGCUGGCCGUGCGCUGGACCGAGGCCUGGCUGCUGGGCCCGGUCGUCUGCCACCUGCUCUUCUACAUGAUGUGCCUGAGUGGCAGCGUCACCAUGCUCACGCUGGCGGCCGUCAGCCUGGAGCGCGUGGUGUGCAUCGUGCGCGUGCAGCGCGGCUUGCGGGGCCCGGGGCGGCGGGUGCGGGCGGUGCUGCUCGCGUUCAUCUGGGGCUACUCGGCGCUCGCAGCGCUGCCCCUCUGCAUCUUCUUCCACGUCAUCCCGCAGCAGCUCCCCGGCGCCGAGCAGGAAAUUUCGAUUUGCACACUGGUGUGGCCCAGCCUUGCCGGAGAAAUCUCCUGGGAUGUGUUAUUUGUUACUUUGAACUUCCUGGUGCCAGGACUGCUCAUCGUGAUCAGUUACUCCAAAAUCUUACAGAUCACAAAGGCAUCCAGGAAAAGGCUCACGGUGAGCCAGGCUUACUCCGAGAGCCACCAGAUCCGCGUGUCCCGGCAGGACUUCCGGCUCUUCCGCACCCUCUUCCUGCUCAUGGUCUCCUUCUUCAUCAUGUGGAGCCCCAUCAUCGUCACCAUCCUCCUCAUCUUGAUCCAGAGCUUCAAGCAAGACCUGGUCAUCUGGCCGACCCUCUUCUUCUGGGUGGUAGCCUUCACGUUUGCCAACUCGGCCGUAAACCCCAUUCUCUACAACAUGUCACUAUUUAGGAACGAAUGGAGGAAAAUUUUUUGCUGCUUCUUGUUCCUGGAAAAAGGAGCCAUGUUUACAGACUCGUCAGGCAGAAAAAAUGAUUUGUCGAUUAUUUCCAGCUAAUAAAUUUUUCUCUAUAGGCAGAGUAUGUCACUCUCCGGCAAGCCACGGUAUGUUUUCAAAGGGAGUUAAUUUCCAGGACCAUCAUGCCAGUGCACCUUUGCUUUGAGAAAAUGUAACCUAUGCAAAUGCACAUUGACAGCACCAGUAAAUUAAGGGGUGAUCAUUCAGUAAAACACUUUUAUCCUUAUAAAAGAAUCUGCUAUGGGUUCCUUUAAAGAUGAACUUUUUCAAUGUGUUUAUUAUAAUGUGAUUGAAUUCAAUAAAUUUUUAUUUAUGA
Messenger RNA from Equus quagga, 1591 nucleotides. RefSeq names its product free fatty acid receptor 4 (gene FFAR4). Gene Ontology annotation, cellular component: membrane. Gene Ontology annotation, biological process: G protein-coupled receptor signaling pathway. The transcript has 3 exons. Gene Ontology annotation, molecular function: peptide binding; G protein-coupled receptor activity. NCBI's taxonomy places the organism in Eukaryota, Metazoa, Chordata, Mammalia, Perissodactyla, Equidae. The coding region runs from base 229 to 1314 and encodes 361 amino acids. The record is from RefSeq and is a predicted model, not a curated record.